Molecule: messenger RNA, 234 nt
Organism: Symbiodinium natans
Lineage: Eukaryota; Dinophyceae; Suessiales; Symbiodiniaceae
Source: the annotation of a GenBank genome assembly
AUGAUUGAGUACACGUACUUGGAGUGGGUGCUCGGCGGCAUCUUCGACAACCUGGCCGCGCAGGGCUAUCAAGGCCCAAGCCAUUCGGCCGAACACAUCCUGGACACCGUCGAGAGGGCGCACCGGAAGGCAGUGGCGAAGCACGAGGAAGUUUGGCAGUUUCUGCAGGACGUGCGCGACACCUUCUCCUCGUGCUGCUCCACGCCGGCCGAGACAGAGGAGAUCCGCUUCUAA